This is a messenger RNA of Brassica napus (rape), 1418 nucleotides long. Its product is annotated as zinc finger-containing ubiquitin peptidase 1. The transcript has 5 exons. Lineage: Eukaryota; Viridiplantae; Streptophyta; Magnoliopsida; Brassicales; Brassicaceae. The record is from RefSeq and is a predicted model, not a curated record. The coding region runs from base 44 to 1240 and encodes 398 amino acids.
UCCGCUUCCUCUUUUCUUUCUCCUCCUCUCUGCUAAUAGAAAAAUGUCAGCUCUGUGUCCCGUCUGCAACGUAACGCUUCCUCUUCCCCAAAUCGAAAGCCAUGUGAAUUCCCACUUCGACGACGACGAAAUCGAUCCACAAAUCGCAAGCGACCACUACUUGGCUCUGCAACUCGCCUCUGAUCCUCCCUCAACCCCAAAGGAAGCUCCUUUCCUCGACCCACUUAACAAAACCGUUCCUUUUGCGUCCUUGGCGCGUUCACAGACCAAGAGCCCAUUCCACAUAGUUGAAAACGGUGGUUUGAUUUGUUUGCUUAAGACUUGCUUAGAGUCAAAGACCAAACCUUUUGAGUCCAAUACGAGUUUACUAUCGGGCUACGUUGAUCAUUUUCAAUCCACCAAGGAGGAUAAAGGAUGGGGAUGCGGGUGGAGGAAUAUCCAAAUGCAAUGCUCUCACUUGCUUUCUCGUAGAGAUCAAGAAGUUAAAAGAGUUCUCUUUGGCGGCUCUGAGUUCGUUCCCGACAUCCCCUCGCUUCAGCGGUGGUUAGAGUUGGCUUGGAGGAGUGGCUUUGACGUCUCUGGAGGUCUCCAUUUCGAUAAGCGUAUAUACGGUUGUAAGAAAUGGAUUGGGACCACUGAGUGUGCUGCGUUGUUGCGUUCUUUCGGGUUGAGAGCUAGAGUUGUUGAUUUUGCUCCUGAGAAGUCUCGGUCGAUGUAUCUUUCGGUUCCUGGCUCUGCUGUUGCGCCUAAGAGGAGGGGGUACGGUCCUAUGGAUAGAUACGUGGUUAAAAAGGGUGGAAGUGGGGUGGAGAAAGGAGUUGACUCUCAUGGUUCUAGUUCUUCUUCUAGGAUCAGCAAAGGAACGGUUUUGAUGGAAUGGGUUUGGAAUUACUUUUCGGACAACAGGUUGGAUGUUUCAUCUGGUGUUCAUAUCACGAAUAAAGGGCCUUUGUAUUUCCAACAUGAAGGCCACUCGAGAACAAUCGUUGGGAUUCAAAGACGGUUGCAAGGAACUACGUUUACUCCUCAGUACAAUCUCCUGAUUCUGGACCCAGCUGAUUUUACUAGAGGUAUAGAGAAAGCGCUUGUAGAUAAGAGAGGGUGGGAGGGGUAUCUUAAAAGAGGAGCUCACACUCUGACGUGUCCCGAGUAUCAGAUGUUGUACGUUGAUAAUGGGAUUGCUGUUGGCGAGGAGUUGGAGCAGCUCAAGACCAUUAAUAGUCUCUUUGUUGAAUUCUAAUGGCUUCCAUAAAAAAAAACAGAAAAAUGAUUAUUAGAGGAAUCUUAAAUUUGGUUGCAAUUUGUACUUUUGUAUCAUAACAAUUGUUAUUUUGGGAAUCAUGAACUAGUUGCAACUGUAUAAUUCUGUACCAUAUAUACAUUUGUUUGCUAAGUAAGCCAAUUUAAACAUUUUUCAA